Messenger RNA from Ctenopharyngodon idella (grass carp), 845 nucleotides. RefSeq lists its product as uncharacterized. Bases 84 to 845 code for a protein of 253 amino acids. NCBI's taxonomy places the organism in Eukaryota, Metazoa, Chordata, Actinopteri, Cypriniformes, Xenocyprididae. The record is from RefSeq and is a predicted model, not a curated record. The transcript has 7 exons.
ACUUUCAAAGCCAAGAUUGGGUAGUUGAUAUCUUUAAGGUUUCUGCGUGAAAACACUUGGAAGGAUCUUUAUGGAAAAACAGGAUGAUGCUAAACUCAGAGGUCUUGUGGAAUAAAGCUUUAACAGACAACAAUGUCAAAGGCCUCACUGGCUGCCUACGGGGCCUCUGUACUGAAGUAGGUGAAGGGGAUACGAGUGAAUGUUUGGCCAGUUUUAACUGCUGGCUUCAGAGUUCAGUAGAACUGGCCAAGAAGGAGCUGUUAAUGCUCUGUGUCAGUCGAUGUAAAGGCUUGUGGAUGUUUUUAGAUGAAAACUCUAUCGCUCUACUCCAUAAACUGGUCCUCAAGUUGAAGAACCUACUUUCUCUGGUCCACCUGGCAAAGAAACAAAGGUCUAUACAAGGAAGCAGGGCUUCAUGUGUAUGGGGUUGUUGGAAACAAGACCAUCAUGCCAUGAGGCAACACAUCCUACUGGGCAGCCUGAUGCAGUGGUGGAGCAUCACAGGACUUCUGCCCAAGUACCCAGAAGCCCAUGAGUUGAAGAGGAUAUCUCAGAUGUGGCGUGAGAUGGACCAGAAACACAGGAGAACAUGUCUGGAGUUAAGUUAUGCUGAGGAUAAGUACCGGUGGAGUUCUCUUAUUCAGGGUAUGGUAGCUCAUUUGGACAAACAACACGGGCCUAUAUGGGUUUCAGAAGACUGUGCCUACCAAACAUACCCACCGCCAUCUCUAGAAGCUUUACUAAAGCUCGUGCUGUUGCCUAAUAUUGACAUGGUGUCUGUCCAAGCCAUUUUCACUUUCUUUAACAAGGCUCCAGAUAAUGUACUUUGUCCUGGAUGUGACUAA